Messenger RNA from Magnolia sinica, 1998 nucleotides. RefSeq lists its product as uncharacterized. NCBI's taxonomy places the organism in Eukaryota, Viridiplantae, Streptophyta, Magnoliopsida, Magnoliales, Magnoliaceae. Gene Ontology annotation, cellular component: membrane. Gene Ontology annotation, biological process: molybdate ion transport. The transcript has 8 exons. Gene Ontology annotation, molecular function: molybdate ion transmembrane transporter activity. Bases 126 to 1511 code for a protein of 461 amino acids. The record is from RefSeq and is a predicted model, not a curated record.
GACUCUCAUCUCCAAACAGAAAUCAAAGAGAGUGAGGAAAAGAAGAAAUCUCCUCUUUUAUCUCUUCUCAUUUUCAGAUAUAAAAAGCUCUUCUUCUUCCUUGAGCAGCUGAUCCAUCUGUAACAAUGGAGAUCUUCUACUACGUGGUCUUCGGCGGUUUAUCCGUCGUUGUUGCAGCCAUGGAGUUCAGCAAAAACAGUAAAGAUCGAAUCAACACCUCUUCAGCUUUCAAUUCCUUCAAGAACAACUACCUGGUCGUCUACUCUCUCAUGAUGGCUGGGGAUUGGUUGCAGGGUCCUUAUGUCUACUUCCUCUACAAACACUAUGGUUUUGGGCAGGCCGAGAUCGGGCGACUUUUUAUUGCUGGUUUCGGAUCUUCUAUGUUGUUUGGGACAAUCGUUGGAUCUUUGGCUGACAAACAGGGUCGGAAGAGGGCUUCUGUAACGUACUGCAUAACAUACAUCCUGAGCUGUAUGACCAAGCAUUCUCCUCAGUAUAAUGUCUUGAUGCUAGGCCGUGUAUUGGGAGGAAUCGCUACGUCCCUCUUGUUUUCAGCCUUUGAGUCAUGGCUUGUUGCGGAACACAACAAGAGGGGUUUUGAGCAACAAUGGCUGUCAGUAACCUUCUCCAAGGCAAUAUUCUUCGGCAAUGGUCUCGUAGCAAUUGUCUCUGGGUUGUUUGCGAACUUACUGACUGAUAAUUUGGGCUUUGGGCCCGUAGCACCUUUUGAUGCUGCUGCAUGCUUUCUCGCAAUUGGCAUGACAAUUAUCUUAUCAUCAUGGGGUGAAAACUAUGGAGAUCCUUCUGAAAGCAAGGACUUGUUCACCCAGUUCAAGAUUGCCGCAACGGCAAUAUCUUCUGAUGAGAAGAUAGCCUUGCUGGGCGCAAUACAGUCCCUAUUUGAAGGUUCUAUGUACACUUUUGUAUUCCUUUGGACUCCUGCCUUAAGCCCAAACGACGAGGAUAUUCCUCACGGUUUCAUUUUCGCUACAUUCAUGUUGGGUUCGAUGUUGGGAAGCUCCAUUGCCUCUCGGCUGAUGACCCGCUCAUCCCUGAAAGUUGAAAGCUACAUGCAGGUUGUUUUUGGAGUUGCUUCCGUCUCUCUCCUGCUUCCAGUUAUCACCAGUUACUUGGUGGCACCGUCGACGGUGAAAGGUGGGGGCAUCUCAUUCGGUGGUUGUAUCCAGAUGAUUGGGUUUUGUAUCUUCGAGGCAUGCGUUGGAAUAUUUUGGCCAUCUAUUAUGAAGAUGAGAUCCCAAUACAUUCCUGAGGAGGCCAGAAGCACAAUCAUGAACUUCUUCCGUAUACCACUCAACAUCUUCGUGUGUGUUGUGCUCUACAAUGUGAGCGCAUUCCCCAUGACUUCCAUGUUUACCAUGUGCUCGGUUUUCCUCUUCCUUGCAUCCCUCUUGCAGAGACGGCUGAUGGGACUUGCAGAGAGCCACAAAUCAAGAACCAUUGAACACCUAAUGAGGGAAAGAGAUACGGAGGCAGAACCAUUGACCGCCUAAUGCCGAAGCAGACAACUGAACUGGUAAUUCAAGUGUUACCACCUUUUCACCAUAAAUUCUGCAUUUGCUCUUUAUCUCUCAUCAGGUGAAGAUCUCUCAUUGCAAUUGUGAUCUGCCUAGCCAAGAGAGUAUUGCUUCUUCUUCUUCUUCUUCUUCUUCUUCUUCUUCUUCUUCUUCUUCUUCAUUUUCCCCGUUUUAGUCUUAUUUUUGAGUUAUUCAAUGAGUAACUUGUGCCAAAGAACAGGUAUAUCCCUUUAGCUGUGGUUCUUGAGUUUCCUUUUCUCUUCUGGAAUCUCGGGUAUUCGUUUCCUCAUCGGUAUAGUGUCGGUGUGAAGCUUCUAGGAGUUUUGUUUUCCUGCAUUUUGUAUUCAAGUGGCCUAAUGGAAUGCCGUAACUUGUUCCUCUGCGGAUAUAGAAACAUGGAUGCCUACCAGUUUCCUAUAUGUAGUAAUUUCUUUUUAUCUCCAAUCCGUUAAUUGGUUUCUCA